CAUGGGAGGAGAGGAGGGAUAGGCAUGGGAGUGAGAAUACAAAGUUGGGGAGAGGGCGCGGAGGCUGGUAGCAUCAUGGCUGGGGGAGGGGAGGAUAAAAGGUGAGAAGUCAAGGUGAACUGAGGGAUGAUCAGACUGGAGGGAGGGAGGUUACCCAGAGGGGCUGGGGGAAGGGAUCCUUCCACUGGAUUUGGGGAAGCCAGGGGAGACAAGGGCCACUGAGGCUUAGUGAGCUGAACUCCAGCUCCUGCUAUAUUGUGGGAAGACAGGCAUUGCCAGACCAGGCUUGCCUCAAACCCUGGGGUAGGGAGGAGAUGAGGGCCUGGCCUGGCUGGGGACAGAAUGGCAACCAGCCCAGAGGAGGUGAGGGUGGGGGCUGGAGGGAUGGAGCUCCAGGAGAGAUGGAGAGACCGUGAUGAGAACAAGAGAUCAGAGGCAGAGAACCAAGGGAGAAAAACACAGAGGAUGAAUGUUGACAAGAAACACAUGUGCCAAGUCACAGAGAGGGUGGCCACAAGGGUGGCGAUUGGAAACACAGGAGCAAGGGGACAGACAGAGCCCAGAAUCCCCUGCCACCAUCUCUUCUCCCUUGCUCCCAACCCUCUCUAUCCCCACCCCAAGCAGGAUGAAGUUUCCAUGACAACCUGGCCAGCCAGAAAAGGGGGGCAGGGGACUGCAGAGGAAAUUUUCCACAUCAGCAGGAAGGGAGGACGCUGUGAUGCAGAGAAGGAAUGGGCUGGGUAUAAGGGGGCCACACAGGGCACCAGGAUCCAAAACCGUCUUGCCCACAGCCCCCAGGAUUCUCAUCCUGCCCCCAAGCAGCAUACCCACACCCGCCUCUCUGGGCCAUUGCAGGAAAGGAGGAAGGUUCAGGAGAGGCUCAAGGGUCAAAUGUCCAAAGAUCAGCCACUGCCCAAACCUUGUGUAUGGGGUUGGGGGCGGCAGCGAGCAGCCAGUGGAGGUUAGACCACAGACCAGCAAACGGAAGGACAUGGCUCUCAGCACGGUCCCGAGGAAGGCACCCUGACCUUGUGGUGGAAGUGGCCCAUCCCAAAAUAAUCCAGGAAUCUGGGGCAGAAAUCCUGCGCUAUGCCGAUCUCCUGGUGGGGUCCCCCUCAGCCCUGGCUGACCAGACCACAGAGCAGCAGCUCCUGGAGGCCUCGCAUCGCUGGAGCCAUGCUGUGUUUGUGGCCCGGGGAGCCCUGUGGGGCACUGAGGACAUCACCAGAUUGGAUGAAGCCGGGGGCCUCCAGAGCCUGCGUGUCACCAUGGCUACACACCCUGAUGGCUUCCGGCUCGAGGGACCCCUGGCUACAGAGCACAGCACCAGGCCUCGCACUGUGCUCUAUGAAGGCCCUGUCCGUGGGCUCUGCCCUUUUGCCCCCCGAAACUCCAACACCAUGGCGGCUGCUGCCCUGGCCGCCCCCAGCCUGGGCUUCGACCGUGUGAUUGGGGUGCUUGUGGCUGAUUUCAGCCUCAAGGACAUGCACGUGGUGGAUGUGGAGCUGAGCGGAACCCCGGGCCCCACAGGCCGAAGCUUUGCUGUGCACACCCACAGAGAGAACCCUGCCGAGCCAGGCGCUGUCACUGGCUCUGCCACUGUCACCACCUUCUGGCGCAGCCUCCUGGGCUGCUGCCAGCUCCCCUCCAAGCCGGGGAUCCAUCUCUGCUGAGAAGCUUCCUCAUUCCCAAGAGGACAUCCUCAACUCAUUUCCCUCCCCACCACCAGGCUGCUGCCCUGACCUCAGUGUCCCCAGACCUCCCUCCUGUCCUAGUAAAUAUUGGAGGCUCUUCU
Vicugna pacos (alpaca) is the source of this 1795-nucleotide messenger RNA. NCBI's taxonomy places the organism in Eukaryota, Metazoa, Chordata, Mammalia, Artiodactyla, Camelidae. The record is from RefSeq and is a predicted model, not a curated record.